Messenger RNA from Racocetra persica, 521 nucleotides. The record is from the annotation of a GenBank genome assembly. Lineage: Eukaryota; Fungi; Glomeromycota; Glomeromycetes; Diversisporales; Gigasporaceae.
AUGCCAUUACCUGAUGAUAUAAUUUAUGAUAUUUUACCACAUCUCCAUGAUGAUAUGCGAACUUUGUACCGAUGUCUUUUAGUAAAUCGUCUUUGGUGUCGAAUAACGGUUCCAAUUUUGUGGCGUCGGCCGUUUACAAUUUCAUCUAAACCUUUUACAAAUAAGCAUCGCACCAGUCGUACUCUUAUAAUACAGACCUAUGUCUCAUGCCUUAACCAAGAUGAACUUGCAUAUUUGAUCCCUUACAAAAUAGAUUUUCUUGACAUCCAAUCGACAUUGUUUCCUUAUGAAAAAUACCUUCAAGAGCUUUCCGAUAAUGCCAUAGACAAAGGUGUAAAAGGGUGGUUUCAAGUAAAGAAACUUAUCUUUCCUUUCGUCGAGUAUGAUCACAGGGCUGAGGCUAUUACAUACGCACUCUGGCGCAUGUUCAUGCGUCAAUGUGUGAAAAUACAGUCAGUAUCUAUCAUGCCUUUGUAUGUUCGAUCUGGUAUAUCGAAUGUACCAAAUUUUUCAGACGCAAU